GCACGAUCGUAAUCACUGUGUCCAUUUUGCGAUUUCAGCAGUAUGAGGGGAUUUGUCGCAUUGCGGAGCUUUGCCAGAAGGGCUAGCCCUGUUGUCUGGAAUGAUGGUGUGUCAUUGGUAUUGAGACGGAGCUAUUCGACGCCAGUACACUCAGCGGAUACAUUGCCGCUGGCCGGUAUACGCGUGGUGGACAUGACUCGAGUGCUUGCAGGCCCAUAUUGCACACAGAUUCUCGGCGAUUUAGGCGCAGAAGUGAUCAAGAUUGAGCACCCCGUUCGUGGAGACGAUACCCGAGCAUGGGGCCCUCCGUUCGCAAAAUACAAGGAGGGCACGAAGGAUGGCCCCGGAGAGAGUGCGUACUAUUUGGCGGUGAACCGGAAUAAAAAGUCACUUGGCCUUUCCUUCGCACAUAAACAGGGAACUGAAAUCCUACACAAACUCAUCAAAGAUGCGGAUGUGCUGGUUGAAAAUUACAUACCUGGCUCCCUGAAGAAAUAUAAAUUAGACUAUGAAACUUUGAGUGUCUUGAAUCCCCGAUUGAUAUAUGCUAGUAUCACUGGGUAUGGGCAGACAGGGCCCUACAGCAACAGAGCAGGUUACGAUGUUAUGGUCGAGGCCGAGAUGGGUUUGAUGCAUAUUACCGGUGAAAGGGAUGGACCUCCGGUGAAAGUUGGUGUUGCCGUGACUGAUUUAACUACCGGAUUGUAUACUUCGAAUGCCAUCAUGGCCGCACUCCUAGCACGAAUGAAAACGGGCAGGGGCCAGCAUAUCGAUUCCGCCCUGAGUGAUUGCCAGGUGGCCACCCUUUCAAAUCUUGCCAGUUCAGCUUUGAUUAGCGGCCAGAAGGAUUCAGGAAGAUGGGGAACCGCUCACCCAUCCAUUGUUCCUUAUCGCGGAUAUAAAACCAAGGAUGGUGACAUCCUUCUUGGUGGUGGCAAUGACAAGCUCUUUGGUAUUCUCUGUGAACGGCUAGGCCACCCCGAAUGGGCAACAGAUUCCCGAUUCGUUACCAAUGGCCUCCGCGUGAAAAAUCGGGAAGCGAUUGAUCGUCUUAUCGAGGAGAUAGUCAAACAGAAGACGACACAGGAGUGGCUAGAGAUCUUUGAAGGUAGCGGCAUGCCAUAUUCGGCUGUGAACGAUAUUCAAGGAACUCUGAACCACGCUCAUGUUCGAGCUCGCGGAAUGGUGCAGGAAGUCGAGCAUCCUAUCUGCGGCCCUAUGAAGCUUGUGAAUACCCCGGUUAAAUAUUCCCAUGCGACGCCCGGCAUCCGAACUCCGCCUCCAACACUUGGACAACACACUGAUGAAGUUCUGCAAGAUUUGGGUUUCGGCACUGAUAAUAUAGAUCAGUUGCGGCGCGAUGGGGUUGUCUCAUGACCUGUUGAGAGAAACUGCUACUCCUGGUGGUUGAUGCUAAUGCGUCAAAUUUUAAUACACCACUUCUCAUUAUCUAACUAUUUCUGCUUGGUUUCAUGAUUCUACCCAUAAAUCGAACUUUCAGCAGAGUUAUGCAAUAAUGUAUCCUAGAAAUAGAUAAAUUAUCUAUAAUCCUUGCCCGCAGG
This is a messenger RNA of Coccidioides posadasii C735 delta SOWgp, 1562 nucleotides long. RefSeq lists its product as uncharacterized. Gene Ontology annotation, molecular function: catalytic activity. Lineage: Eukaryota; Fungi; Ascomycota; Eurotiomycetes; Onygenales; Onygenaceae. The record is from RefSeq and is a predicted model, not a curated record.